CCGCCAGUGCCAUUCGUCGCCGCAGUGCGAUACGGUCGAUAGAAGAAAACGUGGCCGACAGUCUCCGGUGGUUGCAGCUGCCGCAGACACCGUCGCGUCGCCUCGUUCCCUCGAGCCACGUCGACAUUCACAAUCCCGUACCAACAAUUUUCCUGGAAUCGCCCUUCGACGCGUUCUUCUCUCGUUUCACCCCUCACCGAGAUCAACGUUGAGGGUGGCCACGCUCGAAUACGCUUCAAUCCGCUUCAGGAUGCCGUGCGUACGGCAUCAUGACGCAGAAACGUUUGGCUAGGAUUCCCGUGAACAUGACGAGCUGUCCACGGCCACGCGAUCCCGGGCACGAUGGAGGUGUAAGACGAGUAGGACCGGCGCGGAAGUGCAACGACGAUUCCGUGGCCGAAAACGUGCGUGCCCGUGUCAUCAAUGGACUAUAACCGUUCGUGCGAACGUAAACGAUCGUGGAACACGGCCGCGUGGCCAGGCCGUGACAUUGGACUUUCGUAGAAUCUGUUUACACGCGUGACUGCCUGUGACAGCGCCCAGUCAGAGGCCGAUCGCGAACGCCGUCGCAAAAAUCGUGCCACCAGGGAUCUCCGACCUUCGCGCCAACGCUCAUCAAUCACUAUCGACAUCUGGAGUUAACGAGUUACGUAGUUAGGGAAGCGGUUCCCAGUCAGUCAGUUUGUAACAAUCGCGUGAAUCAGAUACUACGACGUUCGGCGGUCGUGUCGCACGUGGAUCGUGCGAAGCUCGAAGGAAAAGUGUAUGAUAUCGGCAGAUAUCGUUAGUGAUUCGUAACCUUGCUUUGUAUAGUUUGAGAUUGAGGUACCAUUUUAUUAGCGAAUCGCUAUUAAAAUAAGUAUAAUCGCUGUGGUUCCCUCAAAUGAUUAUUCGUUUUACGAAUUUAAAGUCCAGACAUUCGCAAAGAGUCUAUGUGAAGUUCGAAGUGAAAUUCUGCCAGUGCAAAAAUUCCAAGAGAUACUCGCGCACGUAACAGUGGAGCAAUCAAUUGUCAGCAACGUGAGGCUCCAUCAACGUUGCUGCUUUCCAUCUCUACCCUCCCAUCGGAUCAUUUCCACCCCGUUGAACGAUCGACGUCGCGAUUCUCGAAGGACCGACAGACUUGCAGUAGGUGGGUUGGCGCCACAGGGUUUGCCAAUCGAUUUCAGUCUCCUCUCGAGGAUGUUCCGCUUCGCGACGUAGCGUUUCGAGUUUUUACGUCGUAGUCACGUGCCAAGAAGCGUAGUGUGCCACGGUGGGGGACCAGUCCGUGGGGCUGGUCGUCGAUCGUCACAUCGAAGGGGGACACAGUGAAGGGGAUUUUUCUCGGUACCUACCUCGACAUCGUUGUGGAAAAUCGAUCCGCCGUGGCAGCCACCCCCGUUGCAACCACCCGGCGCGGUGCAAUGACCUCCAAACCGGGAAGGUCCUACAGCAUGAGGUCCCCGCGAGUCGGAGGACCCCUCUCUCAGUCGUUAGCGAUGAUUCCGCCAACGAUGCACGGCCAUGAAUUCAAUCAACCUCUGUCGAGGGUGGUUAUGGUCCGUAAAACGGAUCAAAGGACCUUCAGUAAGGGUAGACGGGGCGGAGAACCUCUCCUGGAAACGGUUACCAGGGAAACCGUUGAGCUUUUCAACGGUGGUCGUGCUGAAAGGAAAUACACGUCCGAGACUAGAGACAUCGUUACGCCAAAGUCGAACAGUAUGCCCUCGCUCAGCGUUAACGGAACGAAAAAGAAGGUGGUCGGCUUUGUCGACCAGUUGUCGCCCGAAAGGUCGAGGACGGAUUCGGUGAGAUCGAAAUCUCCUUUGACAGCGUCGCCAGCGUCUCCAGGGCCACUGUCGAAUUCCUUGCACGGCAGUUUCCACGGUAGUUUAGGAAGCGACGGCAUGUCUUGCAGCAGUGCCAGGUCAUCGUCGGCCUCCCCCGACUCUGCAAGAUAUUCGUCGACACCGAUAUCAAAGACUGACACACGUAAACCAUCUGUGCGCAGAUUGGGGCCUCCUAAGGAAUUUAUCAACGUUUGCAUCGAGACGCACAAUUUGUAUCGCGCUAGGCACGGAGUACCACCUCUUCGUCUCAACAAACAGUUAUGUAAAACAAGUCAGGACUGGGCCAAUAUACUGGCGGCUAGGGGUAGGUUAGAGCACAGGGCAAACAUAGAUUACGGUGAAAAUUUGUAUUGUAUGUGGAGUUCCAACCCGAAGACUAUCGUAGGUGGCGAGGAGCCGGUAAACGAAUGGUAUGCGGAAGAGGCGCAACAUCAGUACGGAAAGGAGCCCACCACCCUAAAAACUGGCCACUUCACCCAAGUCGUGUGGAAGGACAGCACCGAGUUGGGCGUUGGAAUGGCCAGGAAUCGAAACGGCGAGGUUUACGUCGUUUGUAAUUACAAUCCAGCGGGAAAUUUCUUGGGCAGCUUCACAGAGAACGUUCUACCUCCAGGAAGUCCGAGUCCUACUAAAAAAAUCACCUUUUUAGAUCCUAAAUCACAUUACACGUUAGACGAACAAGCGUGGCAACAAGAGGCUCUAGUCGUUCACAACGAAUACAGAAGGAGACAUCGUGUUCCAGACAUGAGGUUAAGCGUAGAAUUAAUCGCUGCUGCUAAGGCGUGGGCGAACACGUUGCUGAACACGAACAAGCUGAUUCCCCAGUCGACUUCUCCGUACGGGGAGAAUAUCUACUCGAUGCAGUGUUCCGAUCCAAAGUUGAUUGUACCAGCACGAGAAGUUGUUUCCAAAUGGUAUUCCGAGAGGAAGGAUCACAAGUAUGGAACGGAACCAAAGGUCUUAAACACAUGCCAUUUCACACAGAUUGUUUGGAAAAAGACUGUCGAAAUGGGUAUAGCGAUGGCUAAAAGGGACGGUACCUGUGUGAUAGUGGCGUGUUACCAUCCGAGAGGUAAUAUUGUUGGUCAGUUCACGGAAAACGUGUUGAAGCCUGUAAAGAGCCACUAGUUAGUUCGUUAGAUGGAUCUGUCCACACUUGUCGAUACUGUAUUUAAGCGAUGUAUUUAUAAAAUCAUGAAUAGCGACAAUACACAUAAUAUAUGUAUAUAUAACAACACAGAUGUGCAUACACGUAGAAUAAAAGAAAACAUUCCACGUACUACACAAA
Bombus pyrosoma is the source of this 3120-nucleotide messenger RNA. RefSeq lists its product as uncharacterized. The transcript has 10 exons. The record is from RefSeq and is a predicted model, not a curated record. Bases 1407 to 2960 code for a protein of 517 amino acids. Lineage: Eukaryota; Metazoa; Arthropoda; Insecta; Hymenoptera; Apidae. Gene Ontology annotation, cellular component: extracellular region.